AGUUUAGUCAGCGUAUUUUGGAGACGAUGCUCUGGCAAAGCGAGGAGUGUUGAAGUUGAUCCACCCCUUGGAGCACGGCAUAGUGACUGAUUGGGACGCCAUGACAGAGGUGUGGGACGAAGUGUUCUAUAACGUGUUAAGAGUGUCCCCUCAAUCUCAUCCUGUGUUCCUGACCGAGACUGCUCUCAACCCUAAGGAGUCUAGAGAACAAAUGACCGAGAUCAUGUUCGAGGGAUUUAGAACUCCUGCCAUGUACGUUGCAAUCCAGGCACAGAUGGCACUUUAUUGUACCGGGAGAACUACUGGAAUUGUGCUGGAUGUUGGGGACGGAGUAUCUCACAGCAUCCCUAUCUACGAGGGAUAUUCCUUGCCGCACGCAGUACUGAGAAAGAACAUAGCCGGUAGAGACUUGACUUCUUAUCUCACAAUGUUGAUGCGACAGCGAGGUUUUAACUUCGUCACCGGAGGAGAGCUAGAGAUCGUCCGGCAAAUUAAGGAAGAGCACUGCUACGUAGCUUUAGAUAAACCGUACGAAGACGAGCUUCCAGAGCUCCCGAUAGAAAGAAGGUACGAGCUUCCUGACGGCCAGAUCGUCACUAUUGGACGAGAGAGGUACGAAUGUCCGGAAUGUUUAUUUAACCCCUCCCUGAUCGGUGCUGAAAGUGAGGGGAUACACAAGCUGAUAUACGACUCUGUUUCAAAGUGUGAUAUCGACCUUCGGGCUGAGUUUUAUAAGAAUAUCGUCCUUUCAGGCGGAACGAGCAUGCUGCCGGGUAUGGGAUAUCGGGUAAAAAGAGAGCUGUGUUCCCUCCUCCCCGCCACAGUGACCGUCAACAUCACAGAGUGGGAGAAACGGCAGUAUAUGGUGUGGAGGGGAGCUUCUAUCCUUGCCUCCUUGUCUUCCUUUGCGUGUCAGUGGAUCUCAAGUCAGGAGUAUGAUGAACAUGGUCCUAGAAUAGUGCAUAGGAAGUGUUUAUAAUGAAGGAGAGGUGUGUAAGAUAGAAGUCAGACUGGGACGCUAGUUAAAGCGCUUUCAAUCCAACAAGGUUCCAUAUGAAUGUUUAUACAUUUGAGAUCAUAAAGUUUGGUGCUAUUUACACUUUGUUAAAUUAGAUAUUUGAAGUAGGAAACGAAAUUUUGCUCGCUGCCAGUUUAAACAAUGUCUUUGGGUUUACAGGGUUGAGGAUAGUGUUAGGGCAAUAGCACUAGCAGUUUGUUAGUGUUAUUGUUAUGAAUAAGUCGGUGUAAAUUCAAAUGUCGAACACCUUGACCGGAGAUACUAUUACUCGUACAUCAUUUAUACGAAAGACCGUAUAAUUUGUAUAAAAAGCUUGUCUUAAUAUUGUUGACGUUUCUUAGCUGACGUAUUUAUUUGCUGAUGUGUUUAUUCUUGAGAUCCCUUCAAAGGGGCAAAUCUCCUUUGUUUCAUGACUUCUCAUUAACUUCUAGAUUGCUUCUU
Bolinopsis microptera is the source of this 1459-nucleotide messenger RNA. Its product is annotated as actin-3, muscle-specific-like. The coding region runs from base 101 to 979 and encodes 292 amino acids. The record is from RefSeq and is a predicted model, not a curated record. Lineage: Eukaryota; Metazoa; Ctenophora; Tentaculata; Lobata; Bolinopsidae. The transcript is spliced from 7 exons.